Messenger RNA from Rubroshorea leprosula, 1309 nucleotides. NCBI's taxonomy places the organism in Eukaryota, Viridiplantae, Streptophyta, Magnoliopsida, Malvales, Dipterocarpaceae. The record is from the annotation of a GenBank genome assembly.
AAGGGAAAGAAUCAAAUUAAAACGCAACUCCAUAUCCUAAUUAAAUUAGGAUUACGUUGAUAUCAUCAUAUAUUUAUACGGUUGUAGUAGUAGUCCUGUAACAGAACUCUAAACCCUAAAUAUUUUCCAUUUUUUGCUCGUUGCCUUAAUUGCUUACGCCAUGGUUUGUUUCUCUAAUGAGAAACGAAAGAAGAAGAAGAAGACGGUAGAGAUUCCGGAUAUCACCAUUGACGAUAUCCACCAGAGAAACUUCAAGACUAACCCUUCUUGGCCUCGUAUGAAAUAUCUGGAAUCUGUCAUCAUGGUGGCAUUGGACAAGUAUGAAGAAGCAAAGAAUCAUGACGACCACGACGAUGUCGACGUUGACGACGAUGGUGAUCAGGAAAAGUAUUUCUUGAAGAAGAGAAAGUUGAUCUCGGAAAAGCUUUUGAAAAAGCCAAUGAUGGUGCCUACCCUCGACCCAACUCUUAAAUUCAAUAUAAAGAAUAGAAAAGCAGAAGACGAAGAAAAGUACUGUUUUGUCUCUCAAAAGGAGAAAUCCAAGAAAAGGGGCAUUGAUGUUUCAGAGAAAUACUGCCCUGAUCUUCCCCAGGAAUUUCGAGACAAGAUCAAGGAACUGAACUGUCCCAAGGAGGCGGUUUUUCUGAUUCAGAAGAGCUUGACUUCAACUGACGCAGCUAAGGAUCAAUCAAGGUUAUCAAUGCCGUUUGGACAGUUAAAGAAUAAUUUCUUGGAAAUCCAUGAGAAGAUACGGGCUAAUGCACGUCAUGGUUUGAAGGUGAAUAUGUUUAUUGAGCCAUCGGUUAAGGAGUCGGAGAUGGUGUUGAGGAGGUGGAAUAUGAAGAAGAAAAAGGGGAAGACAAGCUCAAUGUAUGCAAUGAUCAAUAAAUGGAAUGAAGUUAGGAAGAGGAAUGGUCUUGAGGCAGGAGACGUUAUUCAGGUGUGGGCGUUUAGGAACGUGGAGGAGGAACUUGGUCUUGCUCUGGUUAGGGUUUCAGGAGGAGGAGAAAACAGCGGUACUGGCGACGAUCGCAAUGGGAGAAGAUAGCAGUGCCAGUGAUGAUCAUGUUUGAGGGUUUUUGGUUGAAACGUGUAUGGUUGUAUGCAGGUUUCAUGUAUAUACAUAUAUGGGAAUGGAUUUUUUUGCCUCUCAUGUCGAUGGAAUUUCAAUCGUUUGUUUUGUUUUUUCUUUUUGAUCAGCCAAUCGUUUGAACAAAAAAGAAAGAAAAAAAAAACCACUAACAGCGAUGCUUUACACACCCCAAGCAUAUGCCUUAUUUGAGAUAUUUAAGAAAAUAAUGUCAACCAG